GCGCAUGCGUGCCAGUAGUCAAGAUGGCGGCGCUGUGCAGAGGGAUCGCUCGUCUGACAAGCCCUGUUUGUUACGUUCGGCAAGGGGUGUUCCGGGGGUAUAGCGCCGGUCCGGCCUAUCAGUACAUCCUGGUGGAGCGCAAGGGCAAGAAUGAGAACGUGGGCUUCAUUCAGCUGAACCGUCCCAAGGCGCUGAACGCUCUCUGCGAUGGGCUGAUGACCGAACUCAACCAGGCCCUGGACUCUUUCGAGGGGGACCCGCAGGUCGGGGCCAUCGUGAUCACAGGAAGCGAGAAAGCCUUUGCCGCUGGAGCCGACAUCAAGGAGAUGCAGAACCGGACGUUCCAGGAAUGUUACGGCGGCGGCUUCCUCUCUCACUGGAACCGCGUCUCUUCUGUGAAGAAGCCCGUCAUCGCGGCUGUCAACGGAUACGCGCUCGGAGGAGGAUGUGAGUUGGCUAUGAUGUGCGAUAUAAUAUAUGCCGGAGAAAAGGCACAGUUCGGGCAGCCAGAAAUUUUAUUGGGCACCAUCCCAGGCGCCGGCGGGACGCAAAGACUGACGCGGGCGGUGGGCAAGUCGCUGGCCAUGGAAAUGGUCCUCACUGGAGAUCGCAUCUCGGCCCAGGAAGCAAAACAAGCUGGACUUGUGAGCAAAGUCUUCCCGGCUGAUAAACUGUUGGAAGAGGCGAUCAGCUGUGGGGAGAAGAUAGCCGGCAACUCUAAGCUGAUCGUGUCGAUGGCGAAGGAAGCGGUUAAUGGAGCCUUUGAACUCUCCCUGUCCGAGGGGAACCGACUCGAGAAAAGACUCUUCCACUCCACUUUUGCCACGGACGAUCGCAAGGAGGGGAUGACGGCUUUUGUGGAGAAGAGAAAGGCAAAGUUUACCGACCAGUAGCCUCGGGAGGCUUCACCGCCGCAGGGACUUUCCAGCCCCCUUUAAAUAAAGCUGAUUCUGAUUGGUCGACCCCCUUGUCGCCUGCAUUUCUGAUGACCCGUCCACGGCUGAGGUUUGAUUGUCGCACUACAAGAACCAAUUAAAA
Spea bombifrons (plains spadefoot toad) is the source of this 1038-nucleotide messenger RNA. It is a transcript of the gene ECHS1, whose product is annotated as enoyl-CoA hydratase, short chain 1. The record is from RefSeq and is a predicted model, not a curated record. The transcript has 8 exons. Gene Ontology annotation, molecular function: enoyl-CoA hydratase activity. Bases 24 to 893 code for a protein of 289 amino acids. Lineage: Eukaryota; Metazoa; Chordata; Amphibia; Anura; Pelobatidae. Gene Ontology annotation, cellular component: mitochondrion. Gene Ontology annotation, biological process: fatty acid beta-oxidation.